This is a messenger RNA of Rhodotorula graminis WP1, 741 nucleotides long. RefSeq lists its product as uncharacterized. The coding region runs from base 162 to 698 and encodes 178 amino acids. The record is from RefSeq and is a predicted model, not a curated record. Gene Ontology annotation, molecular function: serine-type endopeptidase activity. The transcript is spliced from 8 exons. Gene Ontology annotation, cellular component: signal peptidase complex; membrane. NCBI's taxonomy places the organism in Eukaryota, Fungi, Basidiomycota, Microbotryomycetes, Sporidiobolales, Sporidiobolaceae.
AGCUCUCCCUCUGGAGGCGCACAAGCAGCUCUCCUGAGCUCCAACAUAGCUCUAGACUCGACACAGAGCCCACCCGCCCCGUCCCGUCGCGUGUGGCCUGCUCCCGCCUCGUCUCGUCGUCGACCUCAUCAGCCAGAUCCUCGCCUCUCGACCGCGACGCCAUGUUCAAGGACGAGAUUGCCACCUUCAGGCGCCUGGGCUUCCGCCAUGUCCUCACCCAGGCGCUCAACUUUGCCAUGGUCCUCUCGACCGCCCUCAUGAUGUGGAAAGGUCUCUCGGUCCUCUGCAACACCGAGAGCCCCGUCGUCGUCGUCCUCAGCGAGAGCAUGGAGCCGGCCAUCCAGCGAGGCGACCUCCUGUUCCUCACCAUGCCCCGGCACGCCCCGCUCAAGCACGGCGACAUCACCGUCUACAAGAUCCCGGGCACGCCCAUCCCCAUCGUGCACCGCGUCAUCGAGACGCACGACGAGCGCAACUCGACCGAGCAGUGGAUCCUGACCAAGGGCGACAACAACCAGCACCACGACGUCGCGCUGUACAACGGCAUGCAGUACCUCAAGCGGAGCCACAUUGUCGGCAAGGUGCAGGGAUACGUUCCCUACGUCGGCUACGGCACCAUUCUGCUCAACGACUACCCCAAGCUCAAGUACGCCCUCCUCGCCGUUCUCGGAGGCGGCAUCCUGCUGCAGCGCGAGUAGUGACAGUCUCUGCAACGAUGGCCUCUUUCCUGGUUCUCUCGUC